Ostreobium quekettii is the source of this 840-nucleotide messenger RNA. The record is from the annotation of a GenBank genome assembly. NCBI's taxonomy places the organism in Eukaryota, Viridiplantae, Chlorophyta, Ulvophyceae, Bryopsidales, Ostreobiaceae.
AUGGCGGUGGCGCAAUGCCCAGUGGCGAAUCUUCUGUCGAUGGACAGGGGGCGGCAGGCCGGCCGCAGAUCCCCCUGCGGAUCAAUGGCAUGGGCGGGGCGGAGGAUGGGCGGGAGGCGCUGCAGGGCGUGGUGGCGUGGAGGCCGCACACCGGGCGCAAUGUCCUGCUCACUGUGGGCCCCGCAGCGCUUCUGCUGGCCGCUGCGCCUGGCCACGCCGAGGGCGAUCUGCCGCGCGUCGCCGGAGGGUCGCAGGCCGCCGUCCGGAGGCCCGGCGCCGACGGGCGUCGAUGAGCUGCGCACGGAGGAUGAGGGGGAAGACGAGCAGGAUGAUGCGUUGGGGGCUGAAGAGGGGCCAGAGCCUGAGUUUGACGUGUAUUUUGAGGAGGUGGAGGAAGACGAUCUGACCACGUCUGUCGCGGUGGACCCGGCGCCCGCUCCCCCGCCAAUUGUCCAAAGGGGUGGCCCAGUGUGGAGUUGGGCGGCGGCAGGUGCAGUUGCAAUGCUGGUAUACAUGUCUGUGUGGCGAUGGCUCUUUGGGAACCGUUGGCACAAGCGACAUGGCAGGGAGGCCCUAGUAAACAGGGAAGAUGUGGCGACCAGAGCUCUACUGGCUGGUCAAGAUACCGAGCCUGUGGAAUGGGUCAACAUGUCUUUUCGCAAGGGUACCAAUUGCAGGGUCAUGUUUUCUUGCUGGCUCCCCACGUUGCUGCCUUCUGAAAUCCUUAGAUAUGGCGCGUGUACCAGCGCGGCCUGGAGAGAUGGGUCACACGUCUCCUUCAGCCUGUGUUCGAUGGAGUUGUGGAAAGAGGGAAUGUUCCCCCAAUUGUACAGGGCCUGA